This is a messenger RNA of Didymodactylos carnosus, 1044 nucleotides long. The record is from the annotation of a GenBank genome assembly. Lineage: Eukaryota; Metazoa; Rotifera; Eurotatoria; Philodinida; Philodinidae.
AUGGUACAAGAAAAUGGGCAGGUUCAAAAUAGGCCAAUUCUAAUUGACCAAUGGACAAGAUAUGACAAUGUACAACGACAGAAUAGUCGACCUUAUCGACCGUUCGUGCCAAGAAAUAACGAUCAAACAUAUGAAAGCGGUGCUGUUCUAACACCACAUCAACGACAGCGACGCACUCGUUCAAAUCGAGCGAGGCGCGAUCGCGAAGAGCGAGCAGCUAACCAAUUAAGUAAUCAAGCCGAUGCUCUACCAGUCGACAACCGUUUUGCCUGUUUUCUCGACCAAGACGAGAAUGACGAAAUACCGCUUGACGAAUGCACAGCGGCUACAACAUCGACUGCAAAAAGUAAUAAAAAGGCAGUACCAAAAAAACAAAAAAAUAAAAAGGCAGAAGCACAAGCAAAGAAACCAGUCUCAUUAGUUUCAAACGAUGACACCAGUGCUCUAGAUUCCGAGCAAAAACCUAAAGAAUAUAGAGAUCGGCCUUAUCUGAGGACAGAUCAUAUUCGACGGUAUUCGUACAGUCUAUCUAAACCCACUGACAUCGGUCCGACAGCUCGACAUAUAAACCGUUUUGCCACUAUUUCAGCACCAGUAUACGAUGCCUGGAUCCGAGACAAUUAUGAAUACCAAGUAGUUGAGAAACUCUUGGAAAUAGGCAUGGAAGAUAAACACUGGGCGCACGAGAUAGUGGAAAAGACAAAAACCCGUGACGAUACCGUGAACAACCAGUACUGUAUAGAUAAAAUAUCUCAGCUUCAAAGAGCUAUUUCAAAUCACGGGAAUGCAGUGACGAAACUGCAGAGUGAAUUAAUAGCAUUUGUACCAUAUUAUCAUGAUGCUCCAGGUACCAAUAAUAAUAACGGUACCGUGGCAGCACAUGAUCUUGUUGCACAAACUGCUCGUAAACCCAAACUACAUAUAAGGGCUGCAGAUAAUAUAACACAGAAAUAUCUGAAGAUACAUACCAAAAAGUUUGCAGAAAUUUGUGCUAAUCGUGUAAAUACAGCGUUUGCUGAACUCAAAGAGUUUAAACCAAUUUAA